This is a messenger RNA of Myiozetetes cayanensis, 1509 nucleotides long. Its product is annotated as maestro heat-like repeat-containing protein family member 6. Lineage: Eukaryota; Metazoa; Chordata; Aves; Passeriformes; Tyrannidae. Bases 1 to 1509 code for a protein of 502 amino acids. Gene Ontology annotation, cellular component: cytoplasm. The record is from RefSeq and is a predicted model, not a curated record. The transcript is spliced from 12 exons.
AUGCUCCCAGCCUGCACUUUGGUGCCGGCCUUUGUGAGGAACCUGCACCAGACCCUCACAGCCAAUGUGCUGCCAGAGGACGGGCUGCUCAGGGACCUUUGGAGGGUGACGGAUGAACACCCCGCUGAUGUUGCGCUCACCCUCCUGCACUGUGCCCCAUCGUGUGACAGAGCUGCAGCAGUCAUGUGGAGGACCAUCACCUCGUCAGGAAGGACAGUGGAGAAGGUGCUGCCAGUGCUGCUCAGGGUGAUGGAGGAGUGGCCACUGUACUGCACAUUCACCUCUGAUGGGGACCACAAGCACAUCUAUGGCCUGGCUGCAAUCAGAGUGGUUUGGGAGAUUCUCCAGAGGCUCCAGUGUCCAGAGCCAUUGAAGGAGAACUCCCCCCGCCUCCUGGUGGCUCUGCUCUUCAACGUUUUCAUCAGCACAGAGCCCAUGCCAGAGAAGAUCGACACCUUCUGGAGGCAAUGCUGGCAGGAACAGGGACUUGCCAGGAACCCCAAGAGGUUUGCAGUGCACGUAAUCAAGGCCUUGCUCUUCCAUCUGGAGUGUGAGGACGUGGUGAUGGCCAUGGAUCGCAAGGCUGCCUGGGACACGCUCUUCCACAUGGACACCCACCACUAUGCCGUGGGUCUGCUGGCCAGGGAGAUGCGCCGUGUCUCCAGCCCCUUGUGUCGCCACAUGGGCUGCUACCUCCUCCAGCUGCUCAGCCAAGCAGCAGUGUUGGCACUGCGCUGGGAGCUCCCCGCCAUGGCCUUCUUUGUGGAGGUCCUGGACUGCUUGGACAUGAGGGAAUGUGGCGACAGAGUCCUGCAGAUCCUUGCCAGGCCCCUGCAGAGCAAGUGCCCAGAGAGGAAUCGCCUGGCGCUCAGGAUGCUCCUGGUGCUCAGAAAGGAUCCAUCAAUGGCUGACAGCACGCUGAGCCUCACACCAAGCCUGGUGCAGCUCCUGGGGGAUGCAGAUGGAGAGCUGGUGGCAAUGAUCCUGGCUGUGCUCUGGGAUCACUUGCGGGAGCCAGACAUCCAGCUCUCCAGACCCACUGCCCUGAAGCUGGCUGAGGCGCUCCAGCCACUCCUCGGCAACGACAUCAGCCAAGUGCAGCUGCUCUCCAUUCACGUCUUCCACAAGGUGAUGGAGUUGGCAGCCAACAGCGCAAGAAAGACCCUGAAGCGCUACGUGGUGCAGAGCCUGCUCCCCCUCUUCUUGCACUGCCACAAUGACAACCGGCACGUGGCAAAGGUCUCUCGCCAAGCACUGCUUUGUGCGGCCAGGUUCCUGAAGUGGAGCGAUCUGGAGAACCUGGUGAUGACAGAGACCCUGUGCACAUUUGGCAAGUGCUUGCUGCAGAAGGACAAGAGGAGAGCGGCCAAGUACCUGCGCCAGGCUCUGCCGUACCUGCAGAGCCCACAGGAGCCCGUGCGAGAGGCGGCCCUCGGCUUCAUGGGCAUUGCCGGCAGGUACCUGAGGGGACAGCACAAAGAGCUGCUGCUCGUCAUCCAGGGUGAGUGA